AAUCACAAUAAUUGUGUCUCCUAUCUUUAAUUUCAUAUCUUGGUCGGUACACUCGAUAUACUGAAGUGAUCUUCCCCUUCAAGUUCAGGCUUUAGUUAAUUACUCGAGCAAAUACUCUAUCUCAGCUCUCCCUGCCAAAAAUCUCUAUAUUUUCAGGGUUAACGUUCAGACAUGCAAUUGCUACCAGCUGGUAUUUAUCCAUCGUAGAUCGACAUAUAGGUGAAAGCAAUGGAAAACCAACCGGGCGAGAGCGUCGCCGUAAGCCUUCCAUCCUCACCAGUGUACCGUUUGGAGAGGUCAGCAGCUACAGCUUCAAUGAGAAAAUUGUGGUCAACAGUUACUUAUGUAAUUAAUCAACUAUGGUCAACCGUUAUUUAUCCAUUUGGACAAUUAUGCUGGAAACUGAUAUCUCUUUCCAGUGGGGAAAUAUAUGAUUAUAUUGUCGACGAGUACUACUGUUCUCUAAGCGUCAUGAUACGCUACAUUUUACUUUGGACUCUAUAUAUAAUUCUUUUACCCAUCACUUUAACAUGGAAACUGCUAACAAGGAAGCCGAUUCUGACUGGCAAUCAGAUAUUUGCAAUAUCAUGUAUUGCAGUGUCGUUGGAUCCUUUCUUCUUUUAUAUUCCAAUCAUCAAUCAGGAAAACAAGUGUCUUGGAGUUGACAAAAAACUGAGGAACACACUUCUUGUGUCGCGAUCACUCACGGAUUUUGCUAGUGUAUUGCAUAUUGUAUCUCAAGUUCGGGAUUGGACCAUCGACCCAAACCCCGACUACCACACCGACACCGAUUCCUACUUUGACUCUGAACUCAGGCCGACAACAUCUCGGUUGCAAAAACUGAUGAAGUCCAUAGUAGAGGCAAUAAAUGGGAGGAUGCCUUGGUUAUCUCUCUCUCUCCUGAUUGAUUUUCUUGCUCUUCUUCCAAUUCCGCAGGUGGCAAUAGUAGUUGUCUUCUUCAAAAUGGGGAGCUCUAAAUUUUUCCUUCAAAGAACGAUUCUCAAUGUCCUUCUAAUAUUUCAAUACAUCCCCAGGAUUUGUCAAAUCUACCUAUCAAGCAAGAAACUAGAAAGGAUUGGAAUAUGGGUUAAAGGUGCAUUCAACUUUUUUCUUUACAUCCUCGCUGGGCAUGUACUUGCAUCUUUUUGGUACUUUUUCUCCAUUCAACGAGAGACAUCAUGUUGGCACCAAACUUGUAGAGAUGUUGUUGGAUGCAUAUCUACUUAUGAAUGCAGUGACAGUACUCCAAAAAAUAUAUCACUUCUAAAUGAAUUGUGCCCUAUAAGUUCACCGAAUGCUGCCGUAUUUGAUUUUGGAAUAUACCUUGAUGUCCUUCAAUCUGGUAACACAGGAUCAAUAGAUUUUCCCAGGAAGUUCUUUUACUCUCUCUGGUGGGGCAUUAGAAAUUUAAGUAAUUUUGGCACAAAUCUCGAAACAAGUAAUUAUGUCUGGGAGAACUGUUUUGCAAUUCUUAUUGGUCUAAUUGGCUUGCUUCUAUUUUUGUAUCUCAUUGGAAAUGUGCAGACAUAUAUACAGUUGGCCACUACAAAGUCAGUGAAGAUUGAAGAGAAAGCUGAGGAAUUAAGACGAUCAAGAAUUAAUAAGAAGUAUCGAGAAAUGAAAAUGUGGAUGUCAAGUAAUGGUCUUCCCAAGCAUUUAAAGAUAGCAAUUAGAGAAUAUAUUAAAAAAUCUAACCUAGCGGAGAAAUACAUAGAUGCUCCAGUGGGUCUGAAAAUUCUAUACGAUUCUGCUACAGAGGAUAGAAGAUAUGAUAUUGCAAACUCUAUGGUCCAAUUUCUAACCGUGAAAGCGCUACAGAAAGUACCCAUGUUUGAGAGUGUCGAUGAAAGGGACUUGGAACAUGCCUGCAGCAUCUUGAACUAUUCGACUCCAUCUAUCUACCCCGAGAAUAGCUACAUUGUUCGAGCGGGUGAACGGUGUGAUCGGGUCAUCUUGAUCAUAGAAGGCGUAAUUGAAUUGACCGACACAACGUCUAACGGUGCUGAAACAACGGGUUCAUCAUCAAUGAUUAUGACCGAGCGUCUUGAGAAAGGUCAGUACUAUGGAGAAGAAGUGUUGAAUUGGGCAUCAUUGAACUAUCAGCUCCCCUAUUGGAAAUGUUGGGACACUCGUCCUAUUUGCACCCGAGAUGUCCAAUGUCGUACCAAAGUCGAAGCCCUCUGUAUCAGGUACAACGGCUUAUCUUUUUUACUACGACGUGUCAGCGAGAGGUACAACUGGAGGCAGAAUAAGUGGGUGAAGCCGACACUUGCCGAUGACAACACUGAUGAGACGACAUUAAACAAGACAAACUUGCAGUCGGCAACUACAGAACUGGAGGAGAUUGAGGAGUCAAAAAAGAUGAAGAUGAAGAUGAAGAACAUGGAAUUAGAUCAAGGUAGAGGAGAGCCAGGAGAAGACAUUGCGGAUACGGGUGCAUCUACAUCCACUACUGUUGAACAGAGACUUGAACAGAUUAUUCAGCUUCAGGGUGACAUGCUUCGCGAGCAGCUGGUUCUAGCCCGACAGAAUCGUGAUGAUAUAGCCACACUGGGACGAAAAUUAGAUGACAUGGCUGUAAUCUUAGCACCUUGAAAAUUAAUUAACAUUUAAUCAUGUUAAUUAUGAUGGACCUGCUGUUAACUUUGAUGAAUC
This is a messenger RNA of Rosa rugosa (rugosa rose), 2655 nucleotides long. Its product is annotated as cyclic nucleotide-gated ion channel 1-like. The transcript is spliced from 8 exons. Lineage: Eukaryota; Viridiplantae; Streptophyta; Magnoliopsida; Rosales; Rosaceae. The coding region runs from base 229 to 2595 and encodes 788 amino acids. The record is from RefSeq and is a predicted model, not a curated record.